This is a messenger RNA of Coffea arabica (coffee), 923 nucleotides long. The record is from RefSeq and is a predicted model, not a curated record. NCBI's taxonomy places the organism in Eukaryota, Viridiplantae, Streptophyta, Magnoliopsida, Gentianales, Rubiaceae.
UGUGCAAAAUCAUUUUCUGCUAAAGCACCUUUAUAUCACAUGUUGAAUGUGUACAUCUUUAAGUUUGUCACGUACGUCCUGCCAAAAUCUCCCCACCUUCCUUCCUAAUAUUGCUUAUAAACCAGCAUCACAUGCAUAACAAACAUAACUAAUCCCAAUCAAUAAUCAAACACAAAUCCCUGUUAAUUUCCUUCUUCUUCUCAUCAAUGGAUCUUCAACCAUGUCUAGAACAGCAACAACAAUCCCAUGCAAAUGAUUCAACACCAAAUGGAAAACCAUAUUGUAAUUCAAUACAACAUCCGGUGCACAAAACCUUAGCCACAGCCGCCAAUCUUGCAAACCUUCUGCCAACAGGAACAGUCCUAGCAUUUCGAACUCUCACCCCUUCAUUUUCCAACAAAGGAAGAUGCCAACCUUCCAACAAGUAUCUCACUGCAUUUCUUAUCGGAUUCUGCACGGUUAUCUGCUUUUUUUCCUCAUUUACUGAUAGCUUCUUUGAUAAACAUGACGGGAAGUUGUACUAUGGGAUUGCAACUUUCAAGGGCUUGUACGUUUUCAACAAUGAAUGUCGUGAUCAUGAUGAGAAAUCAGAGGGAGAAGACAUGAAGGAAUUGUCUAAGAUCAAAUAUGGAUGCUUUGUUCAUGAAUUUGCCUUUGGGAGCUGCGAUUUUCUCAAGCUUUUUGUUCACUAUCUUUCCUACAAUUCGUAGAGGUAUUGGAUAUGCUGAUUUGCCUACCCGUGCAAAAUAAGAAAGUUUCCAUCCAAUUAGUCACUAUCCUCUUUGUAAGUGUAUAAUUUACAGAAAGAAUUCCAGGGCUUGUUUAUUAUUAGUCGCAACAAUAUAUAACGUUGAUGUAUAUACGUAAUAAACUCACAAAUUGUGAAACUUGAAUCCAAGAGCUCUAAAUCUUAUUGUUAGUAC